Molecule: messenger RNA, 3195 nt
Organism: Paralichthys olivaceus (Japanese flounder)
Lineage: Eukaryota; Metazoa; Chordata; Actinopteri; Pleuronectiformes; Paralichthyidae
Product: amine sulfotransferase-like
Biological process (GO): sulfation
Cellular component (GO): cytoplasm
Molecular function (GO): sulfotransferase activity
Source: RefSeq, a predicted model, not a curated record
UGCUGGGCUGAACAGGGGUGUGGUGUCAACGAGCGGCUCUGUUUGUACUCUGUGGCUGCGCGUUUUCUCAAUGCGUAAAAACGCGUGCGCGACGCGCAUCUCCACUUUUCGGCGAGUGAGGAGAGGUGGGACCUCGGACACGUAUUUAUAGCAGCAAUUUGCGAUCAUAAAAGGUGUUCCUGGUGGAAGAAGUGAGGGGAUCAUAUUUAACACUGUGUGGACGUCUUUUCUUUAGCGUCGGACAGAGCAGCGAACAGCAGUGAUCAUGGAAAGCAAUGAUGUUAACGCACAUAAACUGGUGCCACACAAAGGCAUCAAGCUGAUCAACGGGACGCAUGAUCCAGAUGAUGUGGACCAGAUUUACAACCUGGAGAUCAGGGACUCGGAUGUGUUUGUCAUCACAUACCCAAAGUCAGGGACAAUCUGGAUGCAGCAGAUUCUACUGCUGCUUGAGUCAAAGGGAGAUGUGACAGCUGCCAGUAAACUCAGCAAAUAUUCCAAUGCUGAUCUCAUCCCCUGGAUUGAGGUGAAGGGCAGCAGGGAGGCGUUCAUCAUGGCCCCAUCACCCAGACUGAGGGUCACCCAUCUGCAGCAUCAGUUCAUGCCCUCUGCUCUGAGCCAGAGGGGCAAGGUGAUCUACGUGGCAAGAAAUCCCAAAGAUGUCCUUGUGUCUUACUACCACUUCCAUAAGGUUGCAAACAUGUUGGAAACGCCGAGGGAUUUCAACGACUUCUUUGACAAAUUUUUGAGAGGAGACGUGUUUGGGUGUUGCUGGUUUGAUCAUGUUAAGAUUUACCAUUCACACAAGGAUGAUAUGAACAUGCUCUUCAUCACUUAUGAAGAAAUGAUUCAGGACCUGCAGUCUGCAGUGAGGAGGAUCUGUUCGUUCCUGGGUAAAGAGCUGACUGAUGAGCAGCUGGCAAAUGUGGUGAAACACAGCACUUUCAACAACAUGAAGAGGAUCCCUCAUGCCAACUAUGAACAGGUGCCAGGUGAUCUGCUCAACCACCACCAGGGAACAUUCAUGAGGAAAGGCACCAUUGGUGACUGGAAGAACCACUUCACUGUGGCCCAGAAUGAGAGGUUUGACGAGGUCUUCAAAAAAGAAAUGAAGGAUGUUCCUCUGUCUUUUAUCUGGGACAUCAGGGACAUUGAGUGAUCAGUUUUCUGCUCUCACAACAAUUGCAAACAGUUGCAGCUCCAUGAACUCUGCUUCACAGAAACAGCGUCUGCUUCUGUUUCCCUGUGUAUAUUUUAGCAUCUGAGCCUACAUUUCAAUUUACUGCAGUUUUCCACAGCCUUUCAGUUUCCUCCAUUUUUUUCCAUUCCUUUUAGUUCAAAAACCUAUGCAAAUCUUUAUUGGGGUGUCUUAUAAAACCAUUGUGAUCAUGGAAUGACUUGAAAACCCUAAUCAAGCUGCAUUUACAACUAAAUUACCAUUAACUUUGACAAUAAUACAAAUGUCUUGCAUACCGUUCUUAUAUAUCUAAUUUGUACUCAGUGAGUUAAACCAUUGGAUGUUCUGCGCUGCUAAAUAUAUUUUAUCAGUCUAUAUUUCCUUUCACAUACGUCAGAGUUUAUUGAUGAAAAUCACAGUGAAACCAUGUUGUCUCAGUCUGUACAAGAGACCACACUCACUGCUUGUGCUCAGUUUCAUAGGAAUGAGACUCUAAGUGCAGGUGAGUAAACUAAACUUUGACUUCAACACCAAUGACUCACCUCAACAUCAACCUUUUGACCGAAUGACAUAACAUCCUCUGAAGCUCAAAUAAUCUAAAGAAUGCAGUUACACCUCUUUGUUUCCCUGAGAGCAGAGGCCUGUACGUCCAAGCAAGUUCAAUUUACCCAGAUUAUAUUUUAGUUAUCAGGCUUCUCUGAGCCUAACAUCAGCCAUCCUGAUAACCUGUACUACGAAGCUGCUUGUCAACUGCCUCAGUUAACUCUGGCUCAUGUGGCAGGGCCAGACUUAUUUAUUACAAACAACAGUCAGAACCAUAAAUAACGUAUUAAUAUGAUAUGAGAACAAACACUGAUACCUGCAGCAAAAUUUAGAUAUAGCGACAAAAAAAGUGCCAAUAUGAUCAUGUGACAAGAAAAGAAACACUAGGCAUGAUAGGGUAGUUAAAGGGAUAGUUCGCCCAAAAAUUCCAAUUCACUCAUUAUCUAAUCACCACUAUGCCGAUGGAAGGGUGAGUGAUGUGAUUGAGUCCCUGUUUCAUAUUGGGGUAGCGAUGAUGUGAAGAUGAUGAAGGAAUCUCCGAUGACACCGUCUUGAUUGUAUAAAAGGUUUAUUACAAAAAGUUCAGCAUAAAUGCAAGCACUGCAGUCUGCCUGGAGAGAGAUCCGGGGCCAAUGUGAAUCUCUUCUGCCUAACAGCUUCAACUCCCUGUUUAUAUAGGUGAGUUUUUUUCGUGAAUCUGUAGAAAACACAUCUGGCUUUCCUCCAGUUCAAAUUUAGGGUGACAGUUAGAGCCAUGAUCUAAUGCCCUAAUGUAUACAUUCAGUUUAUAUCCGACAACCUUAACCUCCUCCGAUUGUCCCAGGGCCUAUGGGCCUCAGACCUAGAGAUCAGCUUCCUUUAAAAAGAACACAAUACAUGGCAUUUCAGACACCACAUCCCAAAAAAACUUUUGGAGUUCCAGGGGUAAACAGUGUUUAUUUAAUUGACACUGUUUCGAGUUGUAUUUAAACUCACCCCUCCAUCGGCAUAGUAGAUAAUGAGUGAAUUUUCCUUUUGGGGGGAACUAUCCCCUUAAGUCAGGCUGAGGCUAAACUGUAAAUAAGCAGAGGGAUUUAAUGUGUUAAAAAUGUUUUUGCUCUUUUGUCUGAUGCUGCCAAGGCAGAGGGGCAAAGCAUGUGUGGUGAGCUCAGUCUUACUGAAAUGUUUCUUUUUCUCUGGUAAAAGAGCCAUACAAGGCUUCUGCUUUUAUUUCUCCUCAUGUUGUUCUGUGCUGCAGUGAUAAAAUAAGAUUUAAAGCACUGACACUGUCGGGACGUCUGUCAGAAUCUAAUAAUCUUAAUUGAAUUCAAAUUAAGCAAUAUUUAUUUUUUCUUUGCUUGUUAGAAGCUGUUUUAAACCAGAGUGGACACAUAAAAAAGACAAAUGAUACUUCAGAUUAUCAUAUUCAGACUGAAUGAUAAACUAAAACACAUGAAACAUGAAAAACACUCAUAAAUGGGCACAUACACACACAC